This is a messenger RNA of Rubroshorea leprosula, 2425 nucleotides long. NCBI's taxonomy places the organism in Eukaryota, Viridiplantae, Streptophyta, Magnoliopsida, Malvales, Dipterocarpaceae. The record is from the annotation of a GenBank genome assembly.
CUCUGAUCUAAACAUUAGAAGUCCAUAAAGACACCUCAAGAUUUCAUCGCGAGACGCAAUCAGGAAGGCAACACAUUGUUGACAGGGUGAGAUUGUAAGUGAGAAUUUUGUUAAUUUACUUAAAAAUUGAAACUUGCGGCAUGGGUAGCAAUAUCCAUGAAUUGCCAAAUGAAGUUCUUCUGCACAUCCUAUCAUUACUUCCUACUAAAGAUGCAGUUCGCACCUCUGUACUUUCAACAAGGUGGAGGUAUCUCUAUGCUUCAAUUUCUCAGUUUGACAUUGAUUUUUGGGGAUUUAAGACCGCGGAUAGGGUUGGUGUCAUGAACUUUGUGGAUAGAAUGUUCCAUUACCGUGACAGAUCACCAAUGGAUAAAUUUCGUCUCUGCUACUUGGACGCUAUUGACCCUUUGCGCCUUGAAGGAUGGAUACUUGCUGCAAUGCAGCGUGGGGUUCGAGAACUAGAUUUAUACAAUUAUGGGUUGUGUCAACUGUUACUGCCAGCUAGUUUAUUUACUUGUAACACAUUGGCGGUUUUGAAACUGAAUAUGCGUACUGAACCUGGUUUGGAGGUCCCUGCUGAAGUUUUCUUGCCAAAUCUCAAGGUUCUUCACCUUGCAAAUGUUAUAUCCUUCUUGAAUGUUGAUUCCUCUGAAAGACUGUUCCUUAACUGCCCCAUUCUGGAGGAUUUGGUUGUGCAGAGUUAUUACGAAUGGGAUGACUACAAAUGCAAAAUUCAUGUUUCUAGCCCUACACUUAAGAGGCUGACCAUGGAAUUCAUGUGUGUUUUGGGGGGGUUUAGCUCUUUUGAUGUUGUCAUUAAUGCCCCAAAUCUUGUGUACUUGAAAUAUGUGGGCUGUGAAGUAAAUUCUCAUGCAUUUGUAAAUGUGCAGUCUCUUACCGAAGCUUACAUUGAUUUUGAAGAAUUUCUUGGUUAUUCGAGUCAUUAUCUCCACAGUGCAACAGAUGUAAUGAAAGGGAUAAGCAACAUUCAGACACUUCAUAUAUCUGGCGAGACUCUUGUCGAUCUCCAAGCUGCCAGUGUUCCAAUCCCAUUGCUGCAAAAUAUGACUAUUUUGAGAAUUUUCCGUUGUGAUGAAACAUAUGGCUUGAAAGGAUUACUAUAUUUUCUUACAUAUUGUGAUGCUUUAGAGACCCUUGUUUUGGAGGAGCCUCCAUGUAAAUGGAAUCGAGAUACCUGGUACUUGCUAGAGGCAUCUAGAGACAAUUGUUUAUUGCUUCGCCUAAAAGCAAUUGAAAUUUUCUCAUUUGAAGGUGAUGAAGAUUGUAUGAAAAUGGUGGAGUAUUUUCUGAAAAGUGCAAGAGUUCUAGAGAACUUGACAAUUCAUAUUAGUGCAGAAAAUGAAAAACGAUUGAAGAUCACCAAAGAGUUAAUGAUAUUGCUGAGAGUCUCAGAAAAAUGCCAAGUCAUGAUUGUCUAGGUUCUCCAUCAUUCUUUUGCUGGCUUCAGUUUGAAUUCUCAUUUAUAAGACUUACCUAUAUAUUACCUCCUAUUCUCAGCACCUUCAGAUCAGCCUUGUCCUCUAGUGAAAUCCUGUUUAUUAUCUGGGAAAGUGGUUGCAAAUUAGUUAAGGAAGUGGCAACAAUCCUUUAUGUGUUGGGCAAACAGACGGCAAAAUGAAGUUCACUAGGGUGGGUUGGAAUUCCAUACUCCGAAAUCAGGAGGUUUGGGAGUAUGAUUGUCUAGUUUCUCCAUCUAUCUUUUGUUGGUCUAAGUCUAACAUAAUGUUACUCUACAUUUGAUUUACUUUUUUGCCAUCUCGCAUUUCUCUAACAUAAUGGCAAAAGAGUUUUGUAUUUGUUCCAUCUCGUUUGAAAAAAAGAAUUGUAAUUUUUUCAUUUGAAGGCAAUGUAAAUCAAGUGGAGAUGGUCAAGUAUUUUCUGAAAGGUGCAAGAGGUCUAGAGAGCAUGAAAAUUCAUACUGGGAAAAACUGUGAAGAAAAAUCUGAGAUCACUAAAGAGUUGCUGGUGUUACCAAGAGUCUUACAGGAAUUUAGUGUUGUUAUUGUCUAGUUUUCUCCAUAUUUCUCUUUUGUUGAAUCUUCUUUUUUUGUUUCUGUUAAUUCCAGUUCUUUUGUAAGACAUGCCAUCAUUUGUUUCUCCAUGUAUGCCUGUGGAUUGUCUUAGCAGUAACACUUUUUUUUCUUUCUACUCCAUGCUUCUUAUACCAAUAAUGUGGAUGAGAUCUCCUAUUCAAGACUACCUUACUUUAAAACAAUAUAAGUAAUUUAAGGUGAGAUGCUCUUGUCCAUAAAUAUCUUGUGCAUUGUGUCUUGAAAGGUUGGACAGAAUUGCUGCUUUUGGAAGGGACUUAAGAGUUGAAGUUCGUGGUACCAGUUGCCGAAGGAAGGUGGGGUGAAAUUGAGCUCUGAUGACUUGCUGCUGGUACUAAAAACAUUCUGAAGGC